Messenger RNA from Pieris macdunnoughi, 813 nucleotides. The record is from the annotation of a GenBank genome assembly. Lineage: Eukaryota; Metazoa; Arthropoda; Insecta; Lepidoptera; Pieridae.
AUGCAUUUUUGGAUAGAUAAACGACAAAGCCAGUGUUAUAGUGGUCGUCAUAGGGUGCCAUCAUCUUUGUCUGCAGGCGGAUUGGGCCGAUCACGCGGGCGUGUUGGCGUGAGUGCGCCGGGAGGGCGCAAGGGCAUGGCGGCGCCUGUGCACCGCUUUGUGCCCGUCGACUGCGCUCCCAGGCGACCACGAGUACCACGCGCCACUCAGUAUGGCCCUCCUCCAAUACCUCAAGUGCAUACAUCCAGGCGAACAGAAGAAUCAAUGUAUGUUGAAAUUCCUGUGGAGCCCCCUCAGCCUACUAUUGCCAGUCUGGCGGCGGCUCGCAGCGUCACCCCGGACACCCUGCUCCGUACCGCGGCCCUAGGACUCCAGCACUCCCCCAUGAUGGCACCACAUCUGAAGUUUGGCUUACUCGUGUCUCUCGCUUUAGCCACUCUCUUUAUAGCAUGUGUUAAAUACUACUUCGAUCGACAGAUGAUUCACGAAGCGGGCAGCAGCGACACAGGCUUGGUGUGUGCGGCGAUAGCGUGCGUGAGCGGGGCGGUAUGCGCGCUGUCCCGCUGUCUGCCCAGGGCUCCCGUGCCUCCGGCCUUUCCGCCAGAUCGCGUCUCCACUACGGGCACUAGGGAACGGAUGGCACCCUCUGAGCCUUCGGAAGACGUAUCCCUAGCGACCCUGCUGCAGAACUCGGAAGGAAGCGCCGGGGGCUCCUGCUCCUCCGAGGCGCCGCCGCCAUACCACAUCGCCGUUCUUCUGCCGGGAAGGGACCAGCCUUCCCCGCCCCCGCCCGCCUACAGCGCUCUCAGCUAG